Messenger RNA from Phytophthora infestans T30-4, 2013 nucleotides. RefSeq lists its product as uncharacterized. Bases 1 to 1947 code for a protein of 648 amino acids. The record is from RefSeq and is a predicted model, not a curated record. The transcript is spliced from 6 exons. Lineage: Eukaryota; Oomycota; Peronosporomycetes; Peronosporales; Peronosporaceae.
AUGCCGCACGACGAGCGCCGUGAGAAGGUGGCGCGUCGCGCUUCAAACUUGUCUGAGUACGAUCUCUCGGCGCUUCUGGACUCCGACCACGUGCGCUACGUGCAGUCCCGCCGCGAACUUUUCUGCAGCGCCUUCUACCCGCUGUCGGACGGCGAGAUCCGCGCGCUGGAAGCGAACGGCAACUCCGCUAAGAACUGGCAGAAUGUGUGCAAAACUGACCCAAACGCUCCGCUGGAGACGUCGUGCAUUCGCCAGUGCUCGUUCCAUGGGAAAGUGGCGCUCGGUCGCUUCUCGGCCUCGUUUAGCCACGACGUAGACGGUAUCCCGUUCCCGUGCGGCGUCUAUAACUCAGCACUCAGCAACGUGGUGGUAUUGGAUGACGCGCUAGUGAGGGACACUCUGGUUCUUCGAAACGUACUCGUCGACUCUCGGGCAUUGAUCAUAAAAUGUGGCAGCGUCGCGGGUCCCGAGGACGGCACAGUUUCUGCCAAUGGCAACUUACUCCACGUCGGAGUUGAAAUUGGCGGUCGCGACCUCCGUGUAGUUGCAGAUCUCCCCUUUUCUCUGGGAGCAGCAGUUGCCACAACAAGAGGAGAUCGCGACUUCUUGAAGACAUACGACGCCUUCGUGGACAACUAUGUGGCAGCAGUGAAAGCUCCAAUGGCCAUUGUGGCCAAGUACUCGCGGGUACGUGGGUGUCCCCGUGUUCAAGGGACUUUUGUGGGUGGAUAUGCCGUCCUGGAGGACAGCGAUGUCACCAAUUCGACCAUCUUAUCGACGAAAGAGGAGCCAUCUGUCGUCAGAAUCAAGAGCAUCGUCCAUGACUCGAUCGUACACUGGAACUCGACUGUCGAGUCGCUCAGUGUGGUUGAAGGUUCCUUCUUGUGUGAUACGUCGCACGUGGAGCGUCAUGGAAUUGUCGUGAGCUCCGUGAUUGGACCCAACACUUGUGUCGCUGAAGGAGAAGUGACGUCCAGUUUUGUGGGUCCAUUUGUGGGGUUCCAUCACCAGGCACUUUUGAUUGCCUCGAUCUGGCCACAGGGCAAAGGAAACAUCGGCUAUGGAGCGAAUGUCGGCAGCAAUCACACUCUGAAGGCCCCCGACCAGGAACUCUUUCACGGUGAAGGUGUAUUCUUUGGACUGGGGUGCAACGUCAAGUUCCCCAGUAACUUCGUCAAGGCGCCGUAUUCCGUGGUCGCAACUGCGGUCAAUACGCUGCCGCAGUUGGUGACGAUGCCUUUCGCUCUGAUCAACACGCCAGGUCACACCAUCUUGUCGCUUUCUCCAGCGAUCAAUGAGAUUACUCCGGGGUGGGUGCUCUCUAGCAGUGUGUUCACUGUUCUUCGGAACGAGCACAAGUUUCGCUCGCGCAAUAAAUCCAAGCGCACGUACAUCGAGGCAGCCAUUUUCCGCCCAGAGAUCAUCCAGUACAUGAAAGAUGCGCGUGCAGAGCUUAAAGCUGCAGAAGGCAAGGCGAAGAUGAACCUCCCGAGCGGUGAAGCUGUGUACACUGACAAACAAGUGCGAGGUUUGGGAAAGAAUUACAUGCGUGAAUCAUCCCGUCGAUCGGGGAUCUCGGCGUACACCUUCUUCAUCAAGCUUUACGCUCUCGAUGAGCUGCUGAAACUUGUCGAGAGUGGCUACGUUGCUGUUGACGGUACUAUUGGGUCCGUGGACAGUUCUCGCUAUGAGCUGGCAACGUUGGCGGAGGAGUUUGACGCAAAGAAGGGUAUUCGUGAAUGUCUCAGUGAUCUCGUCUUGAUGAGGGCUGACGUCGCAAAGAAGGCAGCGGACGGCAAGGCACGCGACGAUGUGCGUGGCCAACGGAUCAUCCCCGAUUACUCGGAUGUGCACAAGCCGGCGGACAAUGAAGCUGUGGUUCUUCGAGCUCAAAGGUCUGCAAGCAAAAUUAAACAGCGUGUGGCUGCCUUCGUAGCGCGUGUGUGAUUUAGCUGAGCGAUAAUUAAUAUAUACGCUGGCUCUACUGAUGAGACGAACAGCCAUCGUCUAUUC